Molecule: messenger RNA, 1697 nt
Organism: Ananas comosus (pineapple)
Lineage: Eukaryota; Viridiplantae; Streptophyta; Magnoliopsida; Poales; Bromeliaceae
Product: allene oxide synthase 4-like
Exons: 2
Coding region: 138-1583 (481 amino acids)
Biological process (GO): sterol metabolic process
Molecular function (GO): iron ion binding; heme binding; oxidoreductase activity, acting on paired donors, with incorporation or reduction of molecular oxygen
Source: RefSeq, a predicted model, not a curated record
UAAUAAGAUUUUUCCAUCCGCCCGCCGGCUAUUUUUCCUACUUGCUUCUUCUUCUUCUUUCUUUGGUGGUGCUGCCUGCUUUCUUUCUGCCGCCACUAAUUAAGGAAAGCAGCCAAAGCCGACAGUACUUUUUGCAAAUGCCGACCAGCGGCGAAAAGGCGAAAGGAGGCGGCGGCGAGCUGUCGGCGUCGGGGCUGCCGAUCAGGGAGAUCCCGGGGAGCUACGGCAUCCCCUUCUUCUCGGCCCUCCGCGACCGCCAGGACUUCUACUACCUGGCCCCGGCCCCCGGCGGCUUCUUCCGCAGCCGCGUGGCGUCGUGCGGGGGGUCCACCGUGCUCCGGCUGAACGUCCCCCCGGGGCCCUUCCUGGCCCGCGACCCCCGCGUGGUGGCCGUGCUCGACGCCCGCAGCUUCCGAGUCCUCCUCGACUCCUCCCUCGUCGACAAGACCGACACCCUGACCGGCACCUACCUCCCCUCCCUCUCCCUCUACGGCGGCUUCCGCCCCCUCGCCUACCUCGACACCUCCGACCCCCUCCACUCCACCCUCAAGUCCCUCGUCUCCUCCCUCCUCGCCUCCCGCAAGUCCCACUUCAUCCCCUCCUUCGGCUCCGCCUACUCCGCCCUCUUCGACUCCCUCCAACAAGCCGACUUCAACAAGCUCAACGAGGCCGCCUCCUUCCAGUUCACCUGCGACGCGCUGCUCGGGGCCAAGCCGGCGCCCGCGCUCGGCCCCGACGGCCACGCCAAGGCCCUCAAAUGGCUCUUCUUCCAGCUCCACCCGCUCGUCGGGAACGUCGCCGGCGCGCUCCUCCGCCCCGCCGAAGACCUCCUCCUCCACACCUUCCACCUCCCCCCCGCCCUCGUCCGCGCCGACUACGACGCGCUCGCGCGCUUCUUCUCCGACGCCGGCGCCGCGUUCAUGGACGACGCCGAGCGCGCCGGCGUGGCGCGCGACGAGGCGCUGCACAACCUGAUCUUCGCGGCCAUCUUCAACGCCUUCGGCGGGCUGAAGAUAUUCUUCCCCGUGAUCAUGAAGUGGCUGGCCGAGUCCGGGCGGGAGCUGCACGCGCGGCUGGCGGAGGAGGUGCGCGCGGAGGCGGGCGGGGAGGUCACGCCCGCCGCGCUGGAGCGGAUGAACCUGGUCAAGUCUGUCGUGUGGGAGUGCCUCCGCAUGGACCCGCCCGUGCCCUACCAGUACGGCCGCGCCAGAAAGGACCUCGUCGUAGAGAGCCACGACGCCGCGUACAAGGUGAAGAAGGGCGAGAUGAUCUUCGGAUACCAACCUUUUGCAACGCGGGACGAGCGGGUGUUUGAGAACGGCUCAGAGUUCGUGGCAGACCGGUUUGUCGGGGAGGAGGGGCGGCGGCUGCUGGAGUACGUGGUGUGGUCGAACGGGGCGGAGACGGCGGAGGCGGGGGCCGGGAACAAGCAGUGCCCCGGGAAGGACGUGGUGGUGAUGGCGGGGCGGCUGUUCGUCGUGGAGCUCUUCCUCCGCUACGACACGUUCGCUGCCGACGUCGGUACGCUCCCCCUCGAGCCCAAGAUCACGGUCACCGCAUUGACUCCGGCGACGGAGAAGUGACCGGGUCAACGUUGGGGUGGGGGCCCACACUGAUGUUUUGGUUGGUGCCAUGCACGUUGGGUGUUGAAUGUGUGGUUGUUUUUUUUUUAAAAUUUGAAUAAUAAUUAAUGUUGU